Malassezia restricta is the source of this 801-nucleotide messenger RNA. RefSeq lists its product as uncharacterized. The coding region runs from base 1 to 801 and encodes 266 amino acids. NCBI's taxonomy places the organism in Eukaryota, Fungi, Basidiomycota, Malasseziomycetes, Malasseziales, Malasseziaceae. The transcript is spliced from 4 exons. The record is from RefSeq and is a predicted model, not a curated record.
AUGCGUGGGGUAAGCCGACAUGGAGUAGAUGCUUUGCCAAUUAUACGUCGUAGUAAAACGCAUGGUGGAAGAUCUAAGAAACUGAUAUGCGAACUAGAAGCAUCCCUUCUUACCAAUCCCUUUGUACACAUGUUGGCGACUCCACUUCGGCGAUGCUUCGUAACGACAGCCACGCUGCCGAACGCACUAUUGAUUAAGCUAAAACCAGUUUUCAUGCCAAGUGCGGAUGGUACAUCUCUCGAAGAGACAAUUGUACCUGAGGGCCUAUUGCAUCCUCGUUUUGAAAGCCAACGUACGAGUCCAGGGAUGUACAUUACCGCUGAUCGAUUCGUAUUUCAGCAUCUUGUAAAAAAACGCUUAUAUCGUGCGAUGGCGCCAAAUGCCACUAUCUCACCUCACCUGGAAUCACUCAUUACACACCAAUUGAUGCAACGCGUCAACCAAGAAGCCGAGUUGUUGUGCAAACGAGCACAGACAGGUGCUUUGGUGCGCACGGUAGAUGCACAGCCUGUCGCACUACUGCAGGAAACCGAAGGCACCCUAUGCCGCCAAUGGACCCCUGGCCUCCGACACGUGCCGACAUACGCCUUGCCUCGUUUGAUGCAAGACGCUCGGCUACGAGAUACCCUACUGGACCACCUGACACGCGCAUCGAGAACAAAUCGAGGUUGGGUGCUCACGAGCACGGACGGUAUUCGAACUUGGCACUUACAACGACAUCAGCAUACAACAAGUAUGGCUGUCGCAUUAUGGCGACUGGCUGCAUGGAAUGAUUCUGGUGCAAAAUUGUCGCCUGUGUGA